UGUGCGGUUCGGUUGGCAACAACACAACGUCACCAUCGUGUAGUCGAAAACAGUCUCAGAAAAGUGACAAAUUGCACUAGAGGUACACCUCCGAUUGCGGUAGUUUAACGUGUCAACUGUGCAAGAAGGUAUCGUCUUUCAAAGUGCCAGAUAUCUUCUAAAAAACAUGGAGAAUCAACCCAGAAUGGACGUGGAAUCACUUCGCGCAAAACUCGCCGAACACGGUCAAGAGCAUCUCCUGGAGUUUUGGCAUGACCUCGACGCCGACCAGAAGGUCGCUCUCUACCGAGACAUCGAGAGCACAGAUGUCGGCGAGCUGGUGGGUCAUUUCAAGACGGCGAUGGAAUCUUCGAGCGACACAGAGAAAGUGGACAGCCUCAUGGAGCCGACGCCGUCUGAGUUUUUUGGGUCGAUGACAAAAGCUGGGAAGGAGAAAGAGAAAUGGUACAGAGAAGGCUUACUUGAAAUCUCAAAAGGUAACUGCUGUGUCCUUCUACUCGCUGGGGGUCAGGGUACCAGACUCGGAGUCAAGUACCCAAAGGGGAUGUACAAUGUUGGUCUGCUGUCUGAGAAGACGCUGUAUCAGCUACAGGCAGAGAGGAUACUACGAGCACAGCAGUUGGCCUACGACAUGUAUCGCCAACGAGGGACCAUCCCAUGGUACAUCAUGACCAGUGAGCACACCAAGGAACCAACAGAGGAGUUCUUCCGUCAACACAACUACUUUGGUCUCCAGAAAGAAAAUGUAGUCAUGUUUGAACAGAACAUGCUGCCAUGUCUUUCCUUUGAUGGUAAAAUUCUACUGGACCAAAAGUCAAAGAUAUCUCGAGCCCCUGAUGGCAAUGGAGGUCUGUACAGAGCUCUAGGAAACUGCCGAAUCCUGGAGGAUAUGGAGAGACGUAACAUCAAGUACGUCCAUGUCUAUGGGGUGGAUAACAUACUGGUCAAGAUGGCCGACCCUUGGUUCAUCGGGUUUUGUAGGUCAAAGGGAGCAAACUGCGGUGCAAAGGUGGUGGCCAAGGCCUUUCCAACAGAGCCUGUUGGUGUCGUCUGUCGAGUCAACGGUAAGAACCAAGUGGUGGAGUACAGCGAGAUCACGCUGAAGACUGCCGAGAAGAGAGAUGAGGAGGGGCAUCUUAUUUUCAGCGCCGGCAACAUCUGUAAUCAUUUCUUCACGACAGAUUUCUUGAAAGACCUUGUCGGAAGAUACGAGAAGCAGCUGAGACACCACGUAGCCAAGAAGAAGAUCCCCUACAUUGAUAACAGCGGCAACAGAAUCAUUCCGGAGAAACCAAACGGGGUCAAGAUGGAGAAAUUUGUCUUUGACGUCUUUCAGUUCUCAAAUAAAUUUGCUGUGUUUGAGGUCCUUCGAGAGGACGAGUUCUCACCCUUAAAGAACAGCAACACGGCCGAGAAGGACAACCCGACGACGUCGCGCCACGCCCUUCUGUCCCUUCACCAUCGUUGGGUCCUCAACGCCGGCGGGAGGUUUGUUGAGAAAGACGGAACGCCCAUCCCAGCCAUUCCAAGUCGGAGAGCUAACGACGUGGAUGACUACCCAGUAGUGUGUGAAGUAUCUCCUCUGUUAUCAUACGCCGGAGAGGGCCUUCAGGAGAUUUGCGACAAGAAGCAGUUCUGCUCACCGGUACUCCUCUCAGAAACUGACCAAAUGGAAAGUAAAGAAUCCGUUAUCGGAACCAAUUAAACCAACUGAAAAUGUCUUUACUAAGGCGUGUGUUUUGUUCAGCAAAGUUCAUGAAGCUAUGAAUAUUCAUUACAAGUUCAUCAAGUUCAGAGGUAGUUAACGAUUAGUCAAUGAACAAAAACUUCAUGAACUGUACAUAAAUAUUAUAGGCAUAGUUCUAUGACAGUAUGAGGUGAUUAUUGCACUAUUUGUAAGGAUCAAAAGGGUGAAAACAAUGAUGUUGCCACACUCCCUCGCAGUUUUUAAAUUCAUAAAUACAGAAAUUAGAAAUUACCAAUAAAAUUUCCUUACUAUUAAUGAAUAACAAUGUAUUUCCCUACUCUAUGCUACAACUGAAUUCACCCCCCAAAGCGUUGUCAAAUAGCACCCUCAUGUGAUGGAGAGUUGACCCUAUUGAAGAACAUGGAGUUUAUAUUUUGUACAUUUUGAUAUAGUGUUGCCGUUGUAGCCAGCAUGUUAUAAACCUUGUAUUCUUUUUAGAUAAACGCCAGUCAUUUUAAAGGCAACUUAAUUGUACAGUGAGAUUUUUAAUUAGGACCAAGUAGUUUGGCUGAUAAUGUGGCCAAACACAAAGUGACUUUUGUUUCGCCGGCAUUCCCAAUUUUUUAUCUGUUCGUCAAUUUUAGCAAGGCAGCAUUUUGAAAAAAAUGUAAGUUAAUUAAUGUACAUGAAAUAAUAGACGUGGCUUCUAGUAUAAUUUCUAAACUCAUCACCACUGUUACUAGGGCAUUUAAUUUAUUCCUUAAGUUUGUUGGUGCUAAGCAAGUUUUUGUGCUUACAGGCUUUAUGAAAUUUGGCAAAGGAUUUUUCAAUUUGUCCUCAAAAAUGGAAAUACAUUAUUUCAAUGCAAAAGUGUCAGUGAAUUGACUCACUGUUUACAUGUAUCUGUUCAAGCUGUUCACAAACAUUCCAUUUGGACCAUGUGAAGAAAGUAGAAUAUCACCCCUCCAAAACAAGUUUUGUUUUUUCAACAUGCUCAAUGCUAGUCUUGCCCCAAGACGGUAUCGCUUGAUAGUGUAUUGGAUAGUGUACUGCGCUCAGUUGUAACUCGCUAAAGCGCCCCCUCCUCUGACUGGUUUGUGGGGCAAGACUAGUCUCUGCUAGUUUUUUUAUUAUAUUAGCUCGCCAGACUACGACAGAGCCUAGUCUUGCCCCACAAACCAGUCAAAGGAGGGCGCGCUUCAGCGAGUUACAACUGAGCGCAGUACACUAUCCAGAAUGGAGCGGUAUCAUCUUGGGGCAAGACUAGUUCAAUGCAAACUUGUGAGUGUACGCAGGCAUGCAAUCACAUGUAUUCACUGAUCACCUGAUUCAUUCCAUUCCUUUUUGCAAUGUGUUAUUUAGAGCUGGGCAUCCAUAGAAACUGCAAAAACACUAGAAGUUAAUUUGUAAGCUUGUGUGAAGAGCCCACUUAUAAAGAAACUGAGCAAGCUAGGUACCAAAAUAAUGUCUUGACCCUUUUAUAAAAACCAGUCCUCAACAAUUAGUACUUAAACAUUCGCCACUUGUUUGUUCCCCGUCUAAUAAAACUGAUUACAUAUUCAUGUGGGUGUUGAAUAUUCAUUAAGGAAGUCUUGAACAAUUCAUCAUGCACCAUACAAACAGAUUCUGCAUGCACCACUUUUUCAUUAACUUUACAAAGAGGGAUAUCUCAUUGAGGUAAAUUAGAUACUAUAUUAUUUGAUAUCGAAUGAAAAAGUGGUGGCGCCAUAAGGAACCUUUUCCUUAAUUCUUUGUACAGACAUGAUAUUCGUUCUACUUUACUCUGUCUUCUAAUUUUUUUUUUACCCUAACAAAAAAAAAAAAAAAAAAAACUGUCAGCCAUUGUACUCGAUAAAUAUUAAGAAAGGCGUAAAAAGCAAUCAGAUGUAAAAACCAAUCCUUAAAGGAACACGUUGCCUUGGAUCGGUCGAGUUGGUCU
Messenger RNA from Asterias rubens (European starfish), 3626 nucleotides. RefSeq names its product UDP-N-acetylhexosamine pyrophosphorylase-like. The record is from RefSeq and is a predicted model, not a curated record. Gene Ontology annotation, biological process: UDP-N-acetylglucosamine biosynthetic process. NCBI's taxonomy places the organism in Eukaryota, Metazoa, Echinodermata, Asteroidea, Forcipulatida, Asteriidae. Gene Ontology annotation, molecular function: UDP-N-acetylglucosamine diphosphorylase activity. The transcript is spliced from 10 exons. Bases 167 to 1705 code for a protein of 512 amino acids.